Molecule: messenger RNA, 1518 nt
Organism: Aethalodelphis obliquidens (Pacific white-sided dolphin)
Lineage: Eukaryota; Metazoa; Chordata; Mammalia; Artiodactyla; Delphinidae
Gene: PTPRCAP
Product: protein tyrosine phosphatase receptor type C associated protein
Exons: 2
Coding region: 495-1283 (262 amino acids)
Source: RefSeq, a predicted model, not a curated record
GCCUGGUGGGUCCUUGGGGUGGGGGCCACAGGAGGUCAGGGCUGGAAUGUCUAGGCCCCAGGAGCUAAGGAAGGACCCCCCGCGGGCCUGGGGGCAGGAGCAGCCAGGCAGGGGACAGAGGCGAGACACCCGGGAUGAGCCCAGGGCAUAAGCUGGGCCUUCCUCUCACCUCACAUCAGACCUGGGCCUCCCUCAGAUUCAGGGGGUGGCCACCCAGUGCCCCACUCCAUGCCCGACCCCCCUUCAAGACCCCCAGGUGGACUCUCACCUGCUCUGCUCGGGAGCUGGGACUCUGCACGGCCUCUACUCGCAUCCCUGGAGCCUGGGCAGACAGUGGGGUGGGAGAAGGCUUGCUCACAUCUCGGCACCCCUCCCCCCACACACCCCCCACCUGCCUUGUUCCAACCGCAGGCUUCCUCUGGCAGCUGCACCCGCCUGCCCCAGCCCCUGGCCCUGCGAGGCCCGAGGCCCCAGGGACGGAGAGUUGAACGGAAAUGCUGCAGCUAGGGCAGUCCCCAUGGGGCAGUCCCCGUGGCUGGGAGGGAGGAAGAGGGGUCUCAGUGACCCCCAUCCUGGGACCUGGCCAAAUGGAGGCUACACAGUUGCCUCGGGCUCGGUCCCCCCAUCCUGGGCCUCAGGAAGAGCCAGCUCCAACACCAGCCUUGCAGGACCUGCGCUGCGUCCUAGGGCUCUGGACGCUGCUGGCCCUGCCAGGGGCCCUGGGCUCGGGCCGCAGCGCCGAGGACAGCCCGGGCUCCAGCUCCUCGGUCACCGUGGUCCUGCUGCUGCUGCUGCUUCUGCUGCUGGCCACUGGCCUGGCGCUGGCCUGGUACCGCCUGAGCCGGGACUCGGGGGGCUACUACCACCCGGCCCGCCUGGGCGCCGCGCUGUGGGGCCGCACUCGCCGCCUGCUCUGGGCCAGCCCGCCAGGCCGCUGGCUCCGGGCUGAGCUGGGGUCGCCAGAAGAGGACCUGGAGCGGCAGGAGGAUGAGCGGGACGUGGAAGAUGACUGCGACCUGGGUGGUGGCCAAGAGGAGCGUGAAUCCCAGGAAGAGGGGCAGCGUGGAGAGGGGCCCAGCCCACAGCAGGCCCCGGAGCCGGCCGAGGAAGCCUAUGACGAUGACACCGAAGGGGGCCUGGGCCUCGGCUCCCAGGGGCCGGUGGGCUCCGGGGGCAGCGCCGAGGCCCUGCUGAGUGAGCUGCACGCCUUUGCUGGCAGCGCGGCCUGGGACGACAGCACUAGGGCAGCUGGGAGCCGGGGCCUCCACGUCACCGCACUGUAGGAGCCAGCCCUGGCGCCACAUCCUGGUCACUGUGCCUCUGCUUCCCGAGCUGCCACGGCUGGACACAGCCUGCCCUGGGUGCAUGUGACCCACACCCCCGCUUGGAGAGCCUCAGACAGUCACUCCCCGCAACGAGUUCUAGUCCCCAAGUCUGUGUAUCCCUGGCCCCUCCAGGAAGGCCAUCCGUCCCCAGGGGGCACUGGGCAGCCAUCUGAAAUAAAACCCCUCCGGCCCA